Messenger RNA from Closterium sp. NIES-65, 1599 nucleotides. Lineage: Eukaryota; Viridiplantae; Streptophyta; Zygnematophyceae; Desmidiales; Closteriaceae. The record is from the annotation of a GenBank genome assembly.
AUGCGCGCGAAUCUCUUGCCUCCCCGCGCGGCCUCCUCUCACCUCGUCGCGCGUCCUCCUCUCGCCUGCCCCACGCGUGCUUCUCUCGCCUCCCCGCGCGUGCUCCUCUCGCCUCCCCUCGCGUGCUCCUCGCCCCCCCCCGCGCGCGCGGCUCUUGCCUCCCCGCGCAUCCUCCUCUCGCCUCACCUUGCAUGCUCCACUCGCCUCCCCGCGUGUGCCCCUCUCUCCUCAUCUUUCGGCGUGACCGCGCCACCGCGCGCGUGCGCCUCUCUCCAUGCCUUGCGUAAUCUAUCGCCUCCCCGCGCGUGCUUCUCUCUCCUCACGUUGCUUGCUUCUCUCGCCUUCCCAUGCGUGCUCCUCUCUACUCACCCUACGUGCUCCUCUCGCCUCCCCGCGCGUGCUCCUCUCUCCUCACCUUGCGUGCUCCUCUCGCCUCCCCGCGCGUGCCCCUCUCUCCUCACCUUGCGUCCUACUCUCUCCUCACCUUGCGUCCUCCUCUCUCCUCACCAUGCGUGCUCCUCUCUCCUCACCAUGCGUCCUCCUCUCUCCUCACCUUGCGUGCUCCUCUCUCCUCACCUUGCGUCCUACUCUCUUCUCACCUUGCGUCCUCCUCUAUCCUCACCUUGCGUGCUCCUCACUCCUCACCUUGCGUGCUCUUCUCUCCUCACCUUGCGUGCCCCUCUCUCCUCACCUUGCGUCCUCCUCUCUCCUCACCUUGCGUGCUCCUCUCUCCUCAACAUGCUUGCUCCUCUCUCCUCCCCUUGCGUGCUCCUCUCUCCUCAUCUUGCGUGCUCCUCUCUCCUGACCUUGUGUGCUCCUCUCGCCUCCCCGCGUGUGCCCCUCUCUCCUCACCUUGCGUCCUCCUCUCUCCUCACCUUGCGUGCUCCUCUCUCCUCACCAUGCGUGCUCCUCUCUCCUCACCUUGCGUGCUCCUCUCUCCUCACCUUGCGUGCUCCUCGCUUCUCACCUUGCGUCCUCCUCUAUCCUCACCUUGCGUGCUCCUCACUCCUCACCUUGCGUGCUCUUCUCUCCUCACCUUGCGUCCUCCUCUCUCCUCACCUUGCGACUGCCUCUCUCCUCACCUUGCGUGCUCCUCUCUCCUCACCUUGCUUGCUCCUCUCGCCUCCCCGCGCGUGCUCCACUCUGACAGGGCAGGGUGCUCCUCUCUCCUCACCUCCCGGGUUUUGCUCUGACAGGUGGGGUGCUCCUCUCUCCUCCCCUCCCGUGCUCCACUCUGACAGGGCAGGGGUGCUCCUCUCUCCUCACCUCCCGUGCUCCACUCUGACAGGGCAGGGUGCUCCUCUCUCCUCACCUCCCGUGCUCCACUCUGACAGGUGGGGUGCUCCUCUCUCCCCACCUCCCGGGUUUUGCUCUGACAGGGUGCUCCUCUCUCCUCACCUCCCGUGCUCCACUCUGACAGGUGGGGUGCUCCUCUCUCCUCACCUCCCGUGCUCCACUCUGACAGGGCAGGGUGCUCCUCUCUCCUCACCUCCCGUGCUCCACUCUGACAGGUGGGGUGCUCCUCUCUCCUCACCUCCCAUGCUCCACUCUGACAGGGCAGGGUGCUCCUCUCUCCUCACCUCCCGUGCUCCACUCUGA